GCCGGUCGGUUUUUUUUUACAGCUGCGAAAAAGGGGGAAGCGAAGCGACAGGCAAAAAAGCAGCAUCGGCGGUGCGGUGCUAUGGACCUCAGGGACAAUGUCGAGACCGGGGAGACGGAAAACCACACCGAGCUGUUCUACGUGCCGAUACCAGAGGAAGAACCGUGUAAGAGGGAGCAGGAGAAGCUGUCAGGGGUCGUGAAAAACGUCCACAGAAAACUGCGCAGGAAAUACAGAGAGGUGGGCGACUUUGACAAGAUCUGGCGCGAGCACUGUGAAGAUGAGCAGACGCUGAGUGAGUACGCCCUCGCCAUGAAGAAUCUCGCCGACAACCACUGGACCAAGAAGUGCGAAGGAGAGGGACGCAUCGAAUGGUGUCGCAGUGUCUGUCAAGAGUAUUUCCUGCACGGCGGGAUGAAAAGAAUGUUAGAAAAGGAUGAGAAGAGCGCCAUGCUUGCCAUGGGUCUGCCUGCAGCGUCUGUGAGUGCACAACCGUGCAGCAGCAUGCCCAGCUCUAUCUCUCAGCUGGGGAAAAUGCGCCUGCUCGACGUAGGAAGUUGCUUCAACCCUUUCCUGAAGUUUGAUGAAUUCCUCACAGUUGGGAUUGACAUAGUGCCUGCAGUUGAGAGUGUGUACAAGUGCGAUUUCCUCAACCUCCAGCUCCAGCAGCCCCUCCAACUGGCCAGCGACGCAGUGGAGGCGUUCCUCCGCCAGCUCUACAACCCCAUCGACAUGCUGCCCGCCCAGCUUUUCCACGUGGUGGUCUUCUCCCUGCUCCUGUCCUACUUCCCCUCCCCUUACCAGCGCUGGCUCUGCUGUAAGAAAGCCCACGAGCUGCUGGAGCUCCACGGCCUGCUGCUCAUCAUCACGCCCGACUCCUCCCACCAGAACCGCCACGCCCUCAUGAUGCGAAGCUGGCGCGUGGCGGUGGAGUCGCUGGGCUUCAAGCGCUACAAAUACAUCAAGUAUUCCCACAUGCAUCUCAUCGCCUUCCGCAAAGUGUGUGUGGCCACCACCAGCGACCUGGUGUCACGCAACUACCCGGAGAUGCUCUACAUCCCUCAGGACUUCCACUCCAACGAGGAAGAGGAGGAGUGUGCCGACGUGCCGGUGCAGCCGCGCUCCGAGUUUGAGGACGACCAGGUGGCUUGGGGCUUCACAGAGCUCCCCGACACGCCAUAUGAUUCGGAUUCUGGGGAGAGUCAGAGUGGGUCGGUGCCUGGCUUCCAAGAGCUAGAAGACCCCAUCCUGCUUCAGAGCUAGGCGGCUAAACCAGCAACCCCUCCCUCCUUUCCUCUACUGUCACCUCCCCUUCAACUGCUGCGCUGCCAAAUUUAACCUGCUGCAAUCUUCUCCCACAUCUCCUCCCUCUCCUAAAGACAAUGCAGUUUGCACAGUGUAAAAGAGAGAAGUUUACAGAUUAUUUUAUCAUAUCCACACUCCUCUGAGAGUACAUACACAUACAUGCACAUGUAAACGCAUAUGAACACACACACUAAGAUGGAUAUAUUUUGAUAAAUAUUUAGGUUUUUUAAAGAGUUGGACAGUGAAUGCCCUAGAGAUGUCUAAGCUCCCUGCUCCUUGAUUUACAUACCAUCUUUCAAUCAGCUUUCAAUAACAAAUACUCGGUCUCUGUUUGAAUAAGCUAGUGUGGCAGGCUGGAGUUUGGCCGCACUGGAGAGAUUGAACGACUGGACUGGUACGCUUGCUUCUGUCACAGUCAUGCAGUUAGACUUUCUGAAAUAUUCUUGAUGUUAGUUUUCAAGAAAAAAAAGUCAUCGUUUUGAAACAUAUCUCUAUAUUCUUAACAGUCGAAACAUUGGUGUUGUCCAGCGUAAAGUGUGGCAAUGCAAUUUUAACUUGGCAUCCUCUAAAUGACUUGUGUAUCUUUUACAAGAAAGUGGUAUUCGUAGCAUUUUAAACAUUUCUCAGAACCAUAUGGUAGGAGUAUUACUAGGUUUACUAAUGUGAAACUGUAACUGUGUUUACUCAUUGUGUAACAAGGUACGAUUGUUUCAAAGUAGGUAUUAGACUUUGUUCCUCCUGUCGUCGUGCUCUCAAAUAUUAGGUCUUAUAUUUUGUUAGAUUUCAAUUACAUGUUUGUUGUCUCGCAGAGAAAUAGUACUGCGAGUCAAAUCAAAUGGACUUCAAAGCACCAGUAUCCUUUUGUGACUUCGAUGUGAAACUAUAGUAAAUACUCAAAAAAGAUCCAGAUCUGAGAUCCUCACUGACAAUUCUCCUUGACAGAAGAGAUUUGCACUAAUUUACUGUUUAACAUACGGAACCAGGUGAUACUGUAGUAGUUAGCAAUAGCAAGCGAAAUCUGAAGAUGCUGUUUCCGACAGACGGGAGAGAUUUUAGCUAAAGACACUACCUGAUAUAAUGUAAGUGUGUGUUCCCGCCUGUAUCUGGGUAGAUGAAAGGUGUGGCUGUGGUUGGGUGUUUCAGUGUGAAUGAAGGAAUGAGUCUUAAGUGGAUGUGUUAUUGUCAGUGGCACUUUAUCAUUGAUCCCAAAGGGUGUCACAAAAUGUAAUUAUUUUCCUAUGAUGACAGAUUUACAACCGCACGAUGGGCCCAAAAAAUAAUACCAAUAAGUCGAAGGUGCCUUCUUUGUUCUUAUUUACAGUUUGUUGCGAGCAGACUUUUGUGCCCCUGGAGAGAAUGAAAAUCAUAUGUUUUUUUUCUCCAAACAAACAUAAAUCCAGCUUCUUUUUGCCAAACAGAACAUGCAAACGGUCUCAAAUUCUCCUUUGUCAUAUUCAUAGAUAACAAGAAAUAUGUUCAGCGUUGAUGUAAUGCAGUGUGUUGUUGCCAUUUGCAUAUCGUUUUUCAGUUAAUGCAAAUCUCUGCUGAUACCGUCUUUGUUUUAACAGAAAAUAAUAACGUUUCACAAUACCACACAUAUUCAGACUUUGAAGUUUUGUGAUCAAUUGGUGCAUUUGUCUUCCAGUUUUUCUGUUGGCCCAUUUGCAUGAUUUGUUUCAUCUUCAUUAUCAACAAUGCAGAACAAUGUGUGCUUAUAGUAUGGUUGUAUUUCUCUUUUAUAAAUGAAUGUAAAUGUAA
Messenger RNA from Eleginops maclovinus (Patagonian blennie), 3063 nucleotides. RefSeq names its product base methyltransferase of 25S rRNA 2 homolog (gene samtor). The transcript is spliced from 5 exons. NCBI's taxonomy places the organism in Eukaryota, Metazoa, Chordata, Actinopteri, Perciformes, Eleginopidae. The record is from RefSeq and is a predicted model, not a curated record. The coding region runs from base 82 to 1263 and encodes 393 amino acids. Gene Ontology annotation, biological process: negative regulation of TORC1 signaling.